Aspergillus nidulans FGSC A4 is the source of this 1630-nucleotide messenger RNA. Its product is annotated as aspartyl protease pepAa. Gene Ontology annotation, biological process: proteolysis. The transcript is spliced from 3 exons. The record is from RefSeq and is a predicted model, not a curated record. Gene Ontology annotation, cellular component: extracellular region. The coding region runs from base 280 to 1551 and encodes 423 amino acids. Gene Ontology annotation, molecular function: aspartic-type endopeptidase activity. Lineage: Eukaryota; Fungi; Ascomycota; Eurotiomycetes; Eurotiales; Aspergillaceae.
GCACUCCCAGCCUUACCAUGUGCUGAUCCAGUUUGUUAUUUUCUUCUGACUAUAGGUGCGACAAUCUUCAAGACUGUCCCCUAUCCAUCUUUCUUUCUUUCCUUCUUUCUUUCGACACCACCAGGAGAGCAGUCUGGACCACUGGCUCCAAUACACAUUCUUUUCUCUUGAAUUUGCAGUUUCUUUGCUCUGGAGCAAGUCCUGUCUUUGCCGUAAUCAAUAUCACCCGCCUUCCAAAUCUAAAGGCUCCGUGAAGUCCAUUCGUUUCAUUCAUUCGCGAUGAGGAUAAUCCCAUCCGCGUUGAUCGCUCUGGGGUUCGGCUAUGGAGUGGUCGCAGCUCCCACUCUAAAGCAAGCCGAACGCCGAUCCUUCAAGGUUGAGACUGUCCGCCGGAGCAACACUAUCUACGGUCCAGCUGCUCUACGAAAGGCCUAUGUCAAGUACGGCAUUGUUGCUGCGGACAUCGGACUCGACCUAGAUGACUUUGAACCCAGCGUUAAGGUUGCUGCUGCGGCCGAUACUGACGCGGAAGUCGCUGAGCCCGACUUGACCGGUGCUGUCAGUGCCAAAUCUGUCGAGGGAGAUGCGUCUUUUGUUUCGCCUAUUACCAUUGGUGGCCAGGAACUCACCAUCACCUUUGACACGGGUUCGUCUGAUGUAUGGGUGGUGAACACACUGCUCCCCAAAGACUCUAUUGAAGGGCAAACGGCCUUUGACCCAUCAAAGUCCACUACGUACAAGAAAAUGACAGGGUCGACCUUUAACAUCACUUACGGAGACGACUCGUAUGCGUACGGUCCCGUUGGAACUGAUACAAUCAAUGUGGGAGGGGUCACAGUGACAGGUCAAGCAAUUGGCCUUCCUACUGCAGUUGCCUCAUCUAUCCUCGAAGACACCCACAGCAACGGCCUGGUGGGACUGGGUUUCAGCUCACUCAACACCGUCAAGCCCACACAGCAAAAGUCCUUUUUUGAAACAAUCGCCGGCGUCCUGGACGAGCCUGUCCUCAGCGCAUCUCUUGUGAGUGAUGGAGUCGGCGAGUACGAGUUUGGCACUGUCGACAAGUCCAAGUACAAAGGCAACCUCGUCAAUGCAACCGUUGAUUCUUCGGGUGGAUUCUGGAAAUUCGAGUCUUCAUACUACCGUGUUGGAGACGGCACGUUGAAGAAGCACGACGACGCAACUUGGACAAUCGCCGAUACGGGAACCUCGCUCAUGCUCCUCGAGCAGACCGUCGUAGAUGAGUACUAUGCACAGGUGCGAGGCGCGCAGUACGCAACCAGCGCCUCAGGCUACAUCUACCCCUGCAGCGCCGAGUUGCCCAACCUCUCCAUCGCCAUCGGCCCUCAGCAUCUGGCGACAGUACCUGGUAAUUUGAUUAAUUUCUCGGAAGUUGGCACCAACACCACCACCGGGGAAGCUGUCUGCUACGGAGGUGUCCAGUCCAACUCGGGUCUUGACAUGCAAAUUCUAGGCGAUGCUUUCCUGAAAGCCUUCUAUGUUGUCUUUGACCUGCGUGGCCCGUCGAUCGGCGUUGCGUCUCCUGUCUGAUCGAAUUAUCUCGUUCGUUUCUCCUAGCUCUUGAGCCAUCUUAAUGGAUACUUAAUCAAUAUAGAGCUUCGUGUUGCUA